UUUUCUUUUUCUUCUUUCCGCCCUUAGCUUCUCUCCCAUUAAUAUUCUUCGCUCUUCUCUUCUUUCAAACAACUUACUGGGGGAUCAAGAAAUUAAAACAAAAGAAUAUAGGAGUGAAAAAGGAUGACGAACAACCCGAAUGUAGUAAUUUCGGAGAGUAAAUCAGGCAUCAACAUGGCCAUCACUGUCACAGUAUCAAACUCGUCGAUUUUCCAAGCGACGGCCCAAAAGCCACUGGCUGGGCCCAGCUCAACUGGCGGCUACAUCUCCAUAUCUCGGUCCACUAAGUUGGUGCAGCCCGAUGGCAGAGCAAGAAUCAAGACUUGGGUGGAGUCAAUGCGGGCCUCAUCUCCCAGUCGUAUUAAACCCACUUCUUCUCUCUCCGGCCACGACCAUAACUCUACUUGGAUGCUCCACCAUCCUUCGGCUUUGGACAUGUUUGACCAAAUCAUUGAUGCUUCCAAAGGAAAACAAAUAGUGAUGUUUCUGGAUUAUGAUGGCACACUUUCCCCAAUUGUCGACGACCCAGAUCGUGCCUUUAUGUCUGAUGCGAUGAGGAAAACGGUGAAAAAAGUGGCGAGAAGCUUCCCGACUGCAAUAGUGAGUGGGAGGCGUAGAGACAAGGUUUAUGGGUUUGUAAGAUUAGGAGAACUGUAUUAUGCGGGAAGCCAUGGGAUGGAUAUUAAAGGACCGACAAAAGAUUCCAAUUACAAGAAAUGUACCCAAUCUGUUCUAUUUCAACCUGCCAGUGAGUUUCUUCCCAUGAUCGACCAGGUUUACAAACAGCUAGUUGAAAAAACCAAAUCAACUCCAGGAGCUAAGGUGGAAAACAACAAGUUUUGUCUCUCUGUUCACUAUCGUUGUGUUGAAGAAAAGAAAUGGAGUGAACUAGCCCAACAAGUUAAAUCUGUGUUGAAAGAUUUCCCAAAGCUUCGACUAACCCAAGGAAGAAAGGUAUUAGAGAUUCGUCCAACCAUUAAGUGGGACAAAGGGAAGGCCUUGGAAUUCUUAUUGGAGUCACUUGGAUUCAGCAAUUGUUCGGAUGUUUUUCCCGUUUACAUCGGAGAUGAUCGAACAGAUGAAGAUGCAUUUAAGAUUAUAAGAGAGAGAGGACAAGGGUAUGGCAUUCUUGUGUCAAAAUUUCCAAAGGAGACGAGUGCUUCUUAUUCCCUACGGGAACCUUCCGAGGUUAUGGACUUUUUGCAACGCUUGGCUGAGUGGAAGAAGAGGCCUCCAUUGCCAGGGCAGUGCGCGAUGUGAAAGAGAAGAAUGGGAAAUGGGGGAAAAAGGGAAAACUGCAAAACAAAAUACCUUUUUUCCCACCCAAUAAAAUAUGAUAUGAUAUAUAUAUAUCUUAAAGAGAAAAGGAGGGGGUUGGUUGGUUGGUUGGUUGGUUGGUUGGGAUUGGUCGGUCUAUAUAUAUAUGUAACUUAUAAUUGUUCAAAGAUAUGUUAGUUAGAUAUAUAUAUGGAAAUAGAGAACAAAAAAGCUAGCUGGGUGGAACUUUUAAAUAGGCAACCUUGGUUUUUUUUUUUUUUUUUCCUUUUCUUUUUCUUUUUUGUUUACUUUGGCUUCAUGGUCUUGUACAUCUUGUAACUCUGUGUACAGGGGAAUGGAAGGCAACCAAAAUUUGCAA
Molecule: messenger RNA, 1636 nt
Organism: Benincasa hispida (wax gourd)
Lineage: Eukaryota; Viridiplantae; Streptophyta; Magnoliopsida; Cucurbitales; Cucurbitaceae
Gene: TPPH
Product: Haloacid dehalogenase-like hydrolase (HAD) superfamily protein
Biological process (GO): trehalose biosynthetic process
Molecular function (GO): trehalose-phosphatase activity
Source: RefSeq, a predicted model, not a curated record